CGUUAUAAUUUUAGACACGAAAUUUCGUGUAUUUCUCCCAAAAAUUCAUUAUCCCUUUCACUCUCUUAAAAAAAAAAAAAAAUCCCACUGAGAAUCCCAUAUCCACAAUGGCUUCCUCAACUCUCUCUCCCGUCUCUCCUUCUCAGCUAUGCGCUGGCAAGAGCUCCAUGUUCUGUCCCUCACAUGCUUUCCUGGUGAAACCGGCGGCGAAGAGCCAAUCGGCGGUAGUAAAGGGAAAGGGAAUGAGAAUCGCGUGCCAAGCGACGAGUGUUCCGGCAGAUGAUAGAGUGCCGGAUAUGGGUAAGAGGCAGCUCCUGAAUCUGCUUCUCCUGGGUGCCAUCUCUCUCCCCAGUGCCGGAAUGCUCAUUCCCUAUGCUUCUUUCUUUGCCCCACCCGGGUCAGGAGGUGCUGGUGGGGGUACCGUGGCCAAGGAUGCCGUUGGAAAUGAUGUUAUUGCAAGUGAGUGGCUCAAGACUCAUGGCCCUGGGGACCGUACUCUCACUCAAGGAUUGAAGGGAGAUCCUACAUACCUAGUUGUAGAGAAUGACAAAACUCUGGCCACAUAUGGAAUCAAUGCUGUGUGCACCCAUCUUGGGUGUGUUGUGCCCUGGAAUAAAGCUGAGAACAAGUUCAUCUGCCCUUGCCAUGGAUCUCAGUACAAUGAGCGAGGACGUGUUGUCAGAGGACCUGCACCUUUGUCUCUGGCAUUGGCUCAUGCUGAUGUUAAUGUAGAUGAUGGGAAGGUAGUGUUUGUUCCGUGGGUUGAAACAGAUUUCAGAACCGGCGAAGAACCAUGGUGGGCUUAAACCUCUUCGCAUUUCAGUACUACUGCUUUCUUCGUCAUCAUUUUUAUUAAAUUCAAAUGGUGUCAGUUUGUUUUCUCAUACUCCUGAGCCAUAUAAAAAAGUUCAUCUUUUGUGAAAUGAUCAGGUUGAUAAUAUGUUUUAAGGACCUAAUUUUAUCCAUUGCUCGUAUAGUAUAAGGUUUCUGGGGUUGUAUCUUUUUGUAUCACAUUUCAUGAACAACUUCUGUUUAAAGGUUAACCGGAGAUGGUUCUUAUAUGUAUCUACUGAAAUUAUUUAAUUUAUUUUAUUCAAAUAAU
Morus notabilis is the source of this 1102-nucleotide messenger RNA. Its product is annotated as cytochrome b6-f complex iron-sulfur subunit, chloroplastic. Gene Ontology annotation, cellular component: plasma membrane. Gene Ontology annotation, molecular function: 2 iron, 2 sulfur cluster binding. Lineage: Eukaryota; Viridiplantae; Streptophyta; Magnoliopsida; Rosales; Moraceae. The coding region runs from base 108 to 806 and encodes 232 amino acids. The record is from RefSeq and is a predicted model, not a curated record. The transcript has 5 exons.